GGCAAAGGAGCAGGGAAAGGAAGUGUGCUACGCCAUCAAAGAUCCCCACGCUCGGCUGCCACAGGGACGGUGCGAGGUCAUCCACGGUUGGGCAGCUCCGGGGAAGCGUGAGCUUUUAGCUUUCUGGAGACUGGCAGAAGCGGCUGCAGCGUCCGGAACGUCUUGUUCCGGAAGCAGACAGGACGCGCUGACGUUGGCCACGCCAGUUUGCAGCUUGCAGGCCAGGGGCGAAGCCGAUGGCUUCUUGGACUGCUGUCAGCCUGAGCAGGGCAGCUGCCCGAUGCUCGAGAGCGCGAGGCCCCAGCGUCCGCGCGGCAGCUCCUCGCAUCUCCCAGCUUGAGAUUCUGGGCUUCCACUCCGCUCCGGGUAGGACGCUGCACCUCACCGCGGAGGCCCCCGCCGGGCACAAUAAGUGGUCCAAAGUCCGGCACAUCAAGGGCCCCAAGGACGCCGAAAGGAGUCGCAUUUUCAAUAAGCUUUGUCUCAGUAUCCGCCUGGCCGUUAAAGAGGGAGGCCCCAACCCUGAGCUCAACAGCAACUUGUCUCACAUCUUAGAGGUGUGUCGAAGCAAGCACAUGCCCAAGUCAACAAUCGAAGCAGCACUGAAAAUGGAGAAAAAUAAGGACAUUUAUUUGCUGUAUGGGGGUCGAGGCCCUGGCGGCUCUUCUCUGCUCAUUGAGGCAUUAUCUAACAGUGGCUCCAAGUGCCAGUCAGACAUUAGACAUAUCCUGAACAAGAAUGGAGGAAUGAUGACUAAAGGAGCAUGUCACUGGUUUGACAAAAAAGGGGUAGUCACCGUUGGAGUGGAGGACAGAGAGAAGAAAGCUGUGAACCUAGAGCGUGCCCUGGAGCUGGCAAUUGAAGCAGGGGCUGAAGAUGUCAAGGAAGCUGAAGAUGAAGAAGAGAACUUUUUUAAAUUUAUUUGUGAUGCCUCUUCACUGCAUCAAGUGCAGAAGAAGCUAGACUCCUUGGGCUUGUGUUCUGUGUCCUGUACACUGGAGUUCAUCCCCCACUCAACGGUACAGCUGGCUGACGCGGACCUCAAGCAGGCUGCUCAUCUUAUCCAGGCUCUUGUCAGCUAUGAAGAUGUGAUCAAUGUCUAUGACAACAUUGAGUAACCAGACUGUAUGUGCCCUUGGGCUCCUUCCUGGGCAAGAGUCAGCCCAUCCUGGAGCACAGGCUUCUACAGCCAUCUCUGAGAUGGAAGUAGGUGAGAAAUGUAGCAGACUAGUCCUAAGGCUAGGACUUGUGGCUUCAGGGUCAAGGGAAUCCCAUACUUCUGUGUGGCUGCUUUGUCAGCUCUGGUGGUGUCUCAGCCCUCCUGGAUGCAGGGUGGGACCAGCCGGCUUGGGUGUCUCUGAUCUCAGGUAGCCCUUGUGGGGACUGUAAGUAUCCCAAAGCCCUGUAUACUAGAAACUGCUCUUUACUUACUUUUUUUUUUUAAAGACAGGGUCUCGCUAUGUAGUUCAGGGUGUCUUUGAACUCGCUAUGUAGCCCAGGCUAGCCUCAAAUGCAUGGUGAUCCUCCUGCCUCAGCUUCCCAAGUGCUGGGAUUACAGGCAUGGGCUACCAUGCCUGGCUAGAAACUGCUCUUUAAUAACAACAGUGGUUGAUCUUGGUUUUGGAUGCCUCUUGAGUUGUCCUGAGUUUGUGCCUGGUUGUUGGGACUUCUAGACUUAAUUUCCAGGUCCCUGGGCUUAGUUCUGUAUUCUAAUCCUAGGACUGUCAUUUAUUUAUUUAUUUUUGAUAGUGGCUGGAUCCAAGCAUUCUGUGGCCUGUUGCUGGUUUAGUUGUCAUUCAUUCAUGUUACAAAUGUUCAUGAAAUUCCUAUUUCUCACAUACUGGCCACGUACCAGGAACCCUACUUACCUAGAGGACAGACUGCUCAGGUGACCCUGUGUUACAUUCUGCUCUAAGAGGUGGGACCUCAGAGGGAGGAUGCAGGGCUGUUCCCUGUGAGAGCUAUGCUAGGACAGUGUGCUGCCAUUGUGCAUCUUUGUCUUCUUUGUGUGGCCUUCGUGCCCUUCUACCAGAGAACUUACAGCUGUAGCCCAGAGGAAAUUAGAUGCUGGUGAUGAGGGACUCCCAAGGCCCUGUGUCGCCUGCCCCCUUGUAUCCUGAGAUUGGUCAGUAGAUUAGGCUCCUCUCCAGAAAGGCUACACCAAGCUAGGUUUGAGAGCCACAAGGACCCAGAACUUCCAGCCCUCUCCUCUUUUCAACCUCCAUGCCAAAUGAUGGAACACUGGGAACUGAGGAGGAAGAAGGGACAGAAGGAAAUGAGAAGGCCUGAGUCAGAAGCCUGUCCCUUGGUGCCUUUUGGUCCUACUAGUCAUUUCCUGGUUCAGAAAGGCCGGAAGGGUCAACCACCUGUCCCUGUCAAGCAGUUGGCCAGGAGUGGCUUUUGGGCACCUGUUAUCCACCUGAUUGUAAGUUGUAAGACAUUUCUGAACUCAGAGUAAUUUUCCUGAAGGAGCCACAGAAAGAUGGAAAAGAACUAAAACCAAAUUGACUAUUCAUAACACCUUUAGCUUCUAGGAAAAACAGUUGACUAAUUUCACAGUGACUUCAACCAAUGAUGAGCAAUGGUUGGGGGAAAGAAAACAAAAAAGUAGUCCAAGAUCAUGCCAAAGGAUAUGCCCUUAUACUUCAUUUCAUAAUCAUACUACUAUCUAGGACUCUUUAGUUUUUGUAGGAGAUAAUUCAUCAACAUAUCUGAAUAGCACAGCAUUGAAAUAGGCAACUUUAAGUCUAUAUGCUACUUCAUAAUCUAGAAGAUACUGUUAUAUGUUGUUUGAUUUUCCCAACAAACCUAUUAAAUAGCCCGGCCAAGUAUUUUAUGCCAAAAUGAUCUCAUACCAAGCAGGUGAAGACACAUUUACUACUAGAUUUUAUAUUUAUAGAACUUGUUUAUAAAAAUAGGUUUGUUUUUCUGUGUAGAUAGGGAAGGGUGGAGGGGGUGAAGGGUGCACAGGUAAUGGGAGAAAAAAUAAAAACUAAGAUGCAUCAUGUUCUGGUACAAACACCCAGUGAUAAAUGUAAAUGUAUUUUAUACCUAAAAUGUACCAAUAAAUAUAUAUAUUUAAAAAAUUAAAAAUUAAAAAAAAUAGGUUUGUUUUGGAAAUAUUGAAUAUAAAUUAAUUUGGAGGAAUCCAAUCAUUUCUAAUUUAAGAAAUGUGUAUUAAAGGAUCCUACUUUUUUUUUUAGUACUGGGGAUCUCACUCAGGACCUUGCGCUUUCGAGGCAGGUGGCAGUACCACUGAGCUAAAUCCCUGUCCC
Molecule: messenger RNA, 3275 nt
Organism: Heterocephalus glaber (naked mole-rat)
Lineage: Eukaryota; Metazoa; Chordata; Mammalia; Rodentia; Bathyergidae
Gene: Taco1
Product: translational activator of cytochrome c oxidase I
Cellular component (GO): mitochondrion
Source: RefSeq, a predicted model, not a curated record